CUAUAAGCUAUUAAGGUACACAUGCAAAUUUUAUAAUAAACCUAAUCACUAAUUAUAAUAGUUCAUACUCAGAUUUUUAUACUGUAUCACUAUCAAUCAUAAAAUAUAUCUAUCUUUGUCAUAAUAUGCUUUUUUGAAAUUAUAUUUUAUUAAUUUACAUUAAAUAAUACAUAUUCCCAUUUUCAUAUUUUCUAAGUUCUCUAAAUAGUAAAAAUUGUAAUCAUAAAAAGCUUGUAAUUAUAUGUUUUUAGAACUGUGAUUUUCUAUUUCUAUCGUGUUACAAAAUUUAAGAUUGCAUUUAUUCUGUUGUUUUAUUUAUAUUAGCUCUCGCAAUUGUUUAAAAUAAUGAUUAUAUUUAUUUUUUACUCUCUUGAAGUAUCAAUUUCUGAAUACAUCAGAAGUUUACAAAAACAUUAACUAAUAAUUAUAAAAAAAAUAUUAUUGACUUCAAUUUAGCUAAUGCAAUUUUGAAUCUCUUUGACUUUCCAGUUUAUAUAAAAAAAAAUAUUUCUUGUUUAUUUUGAAUAAAUAUUGGGAGUUCUAAUUCUUAAAUUUGUAACUAUAUGUAGUAAAUUUGUUCAGUCAGUUUUUUGCAACUGAGUGAUGUUACUCAAAGUAUUAUUUUGGAAUUUACAGGAAAUGAUGUCAAAAGAUAUGGCUAAAAUAAAUCAAGAUAUGCUAAUGCUAAGGGAUGACCAGACUCCUAAAGUUGGAGCUAGCUUGAGCCAAUCUAAACGAAGGAAGAUUUCAAUUGUUGGCAUUAAACCCAACAUACCUGACCUGAAUGUGAAACCUUGUUAUGAUUCCGAUGAGGAAGAAAAAGGAGAAGUUACAAAUAUAUUUCAGAAUCUUGCAGGUUUAAAAUCUCAUGAUGGAUGCUAUGUUCAUCAUAAGCUUUUGUACGAGCUUGAGGUCGAGAUCUUUGCUCGUCUUCCAUGCUUCGAAUACUGGAAACUGCAGUUUCUUAACAAGAAAUUUUUGCAGUUGUUAAAAAGUGGUGAAAUUUUCAGGGUGAGACAAGAAAAGGGACUUGUAAAACCCUACGUGAUUUUGCAUUCAGGGGCUGGAUCAAAUUGGGAAAUGUUUGAUAAGGAUUUUAAAACCUUUCAGAGACUUCCUAAAGUUCCUUCUUCUGACUAUUGCUUUUUCCACAGCGAUAAGGAAACAAUAUGUGUGGGUACUCAACUAAUUGUCAUUGGAAGAGAAAUAGAGGGAAUUGUGGUGUUUCGCUACGAGCUAGAGAAUCAUAAGUGGUUCAAAGGUCCUUCAAUGAUCACACCGAGGGUCAUGUACGGUUCUGCUAGCCAUGGAAAAACCGCAUUCUUUGCAGGAGGCAUUCAAAUGGAUGACAAUGGAAACCCUAUUGUUGUGCGAACUGUGGAAAAGUAUAAUGCUGAUGCAAAAAGUUGGACUAUGAUUAAUGGAAUGCAUAAAGCAAGGAAGUUCAGCUCAGGAUGUUUCUUGCGUGGAAAAUUUUAUGUCCUCGGUGGCAGAGAUGAGAAUGAUAAACACCUCACUUGUGGAGAAAGUUAUGAUGAGACCACAAAUUCUUGGGAGUUGAUACCUGACAUGUUGAAAGACAUGACAUUCAUUACGCCUUCCCAAUCUCCGCCUCUUAUAGCUGUGGUUGAUGACAAUCUAUACAUGUUGGAGACAUCUUUGAACGAGCUUCGCGUAUAUGAUAUAAACACAAAUAUUUGGAAGAAACUUGGUGUUGUCCCUGUGAGCACAAACACUACCUUUGGUUGGGGGACUGCGUUUAAAUCGAUGGGAGAUAGACUUCUGGUUGUUGGCUCUUCUCACUCUUGGCAUAGGAAAGGAAUAGUCUACUCAUGCCGUCCUUCUCCAGACGUGGAAGAGCAGCACUGGGAAGAAUUAAAAUAUUGGUGCAGUGGUGCUAAGCUCCCACAGUUUAUUCAUAACUGCUGUGUGAUGUUUGCUUAAAGUUGUUUCCGAGGCAAACUUGUUUUGUAUUUGUGCUUACAAUAAUUUUGUGGCCAUGACGCCCAAAACAAUUAAAAUUGUGGUUUUAUGUUGUUUUUGUUUUCUGAAUUUUUGUUUUGCAUUUGAGAUACAAAUGUUGUUGUUUUUCGUUUAUCUUAAGUGCUUAUGUUUGUGAAAAAAACAAAGAUUAAUGUUGUUUAUGUAAUGAUUAUUGAAUUUUAUUGUUUUGCUUUUCCCCUCUUUAGACAUUAAUGUCACCUAAUCAUGUUCAUUUAAAAUCUCUAUCAUGUUUCAGUUUGUUUUUUCAAAAAUAUAGGUUUACAAAAUUAUAUACCACACUGAAAUCAUAUCUAAUUUUUACUUGCUUGGUUUGGAUAACUAGAAUUUUCAGGUUAUUUGGUUUUAACCAUAAACAAUGGUUGUAUUUUUUAAAAAUAAAAUUGCCUAUUUCAUUUUACAUGGUUAGAUGAUGGAUUUACUAAAAACAUAGAAUGUACUAAUUUAAUUUUGGUAAGAAAAAUUAUUAUAUUUUAUGUGAACCCAAAUUGUAUUAUUUACACAGAGGAGUUGCAAAAUAAUGGAGUUAUAAAUAAUUAAAAAUAAGAAAGCAACAGUUAUGACAAAUGUGCUUGUUUUUCUAUAAAUAAUGAUAAGAAAAAUGUUAUUAUUUUUAAAAUAUUAUUCAUCAGUUUGAUAUUAGUGGCUUGAUCCCCGUCACUAGUUACUAGAUAAUCCCAAUUUGAAAAUCCAUGAUCAACGAUUUGACUUCACUAUAUUUUUUUUCUUUGAAGCCGAUUUAAGGAACAAUUCGAAGCUAUAGGGGCAUCAGAUUUUUCUUCGUAGAAGUGAACAUUGUGAGCUACUUAAAAGGGUAUCAGAGAAGCCGCAAAAUAUCUAUUGCUUUAUAAUAAAAAAUACUUUUUUAUAAUCUAAGAGUAACUAAAUACAGUUUGGUUUGAAUCAGGUUAAUCAUAGGGUGUUAAAUUAAUACUUGACUUUCUAUUUCUAAAGUUUAUGUGUUAUAUAUACAAAUCGACUUUGAUCGAAGAAAAAAUA
Molecule: messenger RNA, 3000 nt
Organism: Brassica rapa (field mustard)
Lineage: Eukaryota; Viridiplantae; Streptophyta; Magnoliopsida; Brassicales; Brassicaceae
Product: F-box/kelch-repeat protein At3g27150-like
Cellular component (GO): cytosol
Molecular function (GO): protein binding
Source: RefSeq, a predicted model, not a curated record